This is a messenger RNA of Drosophila erecta, 2723 nucleotides long. RefSeq lists its product as uncharacterized. The record is from RefSeq and is a predicted model, not a curated record. The transcript is spliced from 4 exons. NCBI's taxonomy places the organism in Eukaryota, Metazoa, Arthropoda, Insecta, Diptera, Drosophilidae. Bases 81 to 2084 code for a protein of 667 amino acids.
AAUGUUAAGAAAGCCAGACAUAUUCUUAUUUAGGGGUAUUCUCUUCAACUGCGUCUUAGUAGCGUCGUGUAUGUGGUCAAAUGAAGAACAUGGAUUUACGAAUUUGUUACAGCCAUUCGCUGUAUAAAACCCUCGUUUUUUGCUGCCUUUUGUCCAUCGUGGUUUAUGUAAUAUAUCUAUCGAAAACGUCUUCGAAUGACAAUAGUGAAAUUUAUCCGCCUACAACGCGCUUUUCGCGAGUUUCGAAAAAGACUGAGCCGCAGAAAUUCUAUGUGAAAACAUCCAAGUGCCGUAUACCCUAUGUGGAUCCUUUCAAUGACGAAGCUAUGAAGUUAUACAAACCACAAACACUAGUCACCUGCUCUAAUGAGACCGAUCUCAUAUCGACAAAAUACAAUAAAGUUAUUAAGCGGCAUGUUUUGCAUAUUGACGACGAAGUCGCUCAAAAACUGCUUAAUUUCACAGACGCCGAAUACAAUUGCUUCUACCGCGAAAUCAAAUACGGAAAUCAUGCAGAUACCUACGACAAUCUUAAGGGCAAAAAGUAUUUCACGAGUGGUUACGAGGUGCCAUUCCAUGUGGAGGGAAUGAUCGUCGAGUGCCAGACUGCUGAGGAUCCGAUAGUUGUCCUCCAGAAGGACGCCUUCACCUUUGUCCAGCACCGGCCGUUGCCCAAGGACCUCAAAAAGUCCAGGGCAGCUCGAAAGCCAAGUGUGAUAAUGUACGGUAUUGACUCCCUUUCCCGGAUAAACUUUCGCCGCACUAUGCCCAAAGUUUUUCACUUUCUACAAGGCCCAGGAUGGUACGAGAUGCAAGGAUACAACAAGGUGGGCGACAACUCUUUUCCCAAUAUACUCGCUAUUCUCAGUGGAUAUUCGGCCGGUACGGCCAAGGAACAUGUUUGCGAUACUGAUAAGGAAGGCUGCUUGGACGAGAUGCCAAUGAUAUGGAAGUAUUUCAAGAACGCCAGUUAUUUGACUGGAUACGCGGAGGACGAGAGUAACUUGAAUCAUUUCAGUUACCUAAAGCCCGGCUUCUCCAAGAAGCCGGUGGACUAUUACUUUCGACCUAUGCUUAGGGCACUGGAGUCCGAAAUGGAUGUGUACCGAUUGCCGGAACACGACUUCAUGCGAUACUGUCUGGGGCGCAGGAUAGCGAAUCGUUAUAUCUACGACUAUGGCAUACAGUUCACGCAACGUUUUGUCCACGAUCGACCGAUUUGGGGAAUGUUCUGGUCAAAUCACUUCAGUCACGACGAUCCAUUUAUACCUUCGUCCAUGCAAGAAAAGGUUCUGGGAGAUCUGCUAGAUAUGCAUGAGGAUGGGGAUUUUGAGGAAAUGAUAAUGAUCUUUUUUGCCGACCAUGGUAACAGAUUUGGCAAGUUGACCCGUCUGAAGGAGGGCUUUCUGGAGGAGCGGCUUCCGAUGAUGUUUAUAUAUCUGCCGCCCUGGUUCCGUGAGACAUAUCCAUCUUAUGUGAGGGCACUGGAGUUAAAUCAGCACAGGCUUAGUUCCAACUUUGACCUCCACAAUACGCUGAAACAUAUCAUAGAGAUUGGGGGUACCCCAGAUGGUCGAGAGCUACCCAAGUCCUUCGACUGCCCCACCUGCCAGUCGCUGUUCUAUCCCCUGCCGGAGGGUCGUACCUGUUCGGAGGCGGGCAUUGAGGAGCACUGGUGCACCUGCGAACCCUUCAGGCUUAUAUCGGGGCAGGAUUGGACCACUCCUAUUGCCACCAGUGUGAUCGAUCGAAUGAACGAGUAUUUCGUUCAAAAGAACCUAACCAGCCUCUGCAGCAAUCUGACGCUAAGCUAUAUCCAUAAGACUGAGAUAAAAACGGGUCUGGACAGUGAUUGGCACCAAGAACUGAAGGAAACAGAAACUGCCGUUUAUCGUAUUAAGUUCAAAGUGAAACAGAACAGUGCUGACUUCCAAGCCACAGUGGUCUACCAUAAUUCCACCCAAUAUGCUGAAGUAAAUGUGGAGAAAAUCAGCAGAACGAAUUCCUACAAAGAGGACUCCACAUGCAUCGAUGAUAAGAUCGCAAAACUAUAUUGUAUCUGCUUCAGUGCCCUCAAUCACUGAUAAUACCGUGACUAGUACAGUUUCUUAAAUAGCAAAUAAAGUUUAAACUAGUUGUAAAACCUUUAUAUUAGUUUUUCCCUUGGAUUUAUUUGAUUAUGGUGUUUAGCUUCGAGUCCUUCAUGCUGCACCUACAUAUAUUAUAUGUCAAGUGCCAGUCUAUUCUGUAAUUUUUUCCCAGUAUGGAAUGUCCAAUGGUGAAGUUGUCAGCCUUUCUGGCCGAUCGCAUCAGCCUUUCAUAAUAUUUAUAUGGUGCAAUCACAAUAGUCCCGCCAGGCUAGAAAGUCCCGUUGACCAGAUUGGCUCUGUUGAAAUCCACGUUGUCAAUCAACAUGCCCAACAUUUUAUGCAACACCGCAAUCGGGAAAGUCCAAACUCGGAUAGGAUUCAGCGUUUUUCGAGCAAAGAUGCCGAAAAUAAAGUCAUUUUAGAGAGUUAUCAGCAACUGAAGGAGAAAGGCAAACUCGAUUUGGACAAUCCGAAGGAGAGGAAAAUUAAAAGAAAAAUGCAACAUCCGAUGGGAGGUCUUGAUGAUAAGUCUAUGGAAUUUUCAAUUCAUGAGGUGCCCACUCUCACUUGGGAAAAUUACUAGUGUACCAAAGUAUAGCAAUAACUUGAAAAAUUAUAGAUUACAACUAAUAA